CUCUCUACGUGCAGGCCAUCUAUCUGAUGCUGUCUGGUCCAAACAAGGUGGAGGCCAAGAAGAGGAGGAUGUGGAGGUACCGUCUGCCUGGCUUUGAGUUGAGGCUCCUGGAGGAACUACAGAGACAGAAGCACAACAGUCUCUACUGUGAUACCCUGUUACAGACUGAUGGAUUGUCAGUCCCGGCCCACAGCUGCAUCCUGGCUGCCCUGAGCCCCUACCUGUCCAAUGCCCUGUCCAACCAGUCAUCCCCCCUCCCGGCUGGGCAGAGAUGGCCACUCAAGCUCCAGGCUGUGAAGGCCCAGACCCUGCUGAAGCUGGUGGAUCUCCUGUACUCCGGAGAGCUGGAGGGAGAGGGCACCAUGGAACAAGAAGAGGUUAUGGCCGCUGCCUGUAAGCUGGGCAUAGGCCGCUUGGUGGAGGGGUGGAAGGACCGGGGGAGGGAGGGAGAGGGGGAGGAGGAGAGGAGGUGCAGUCUCAGAGAUGUGGGGGUGCAGACGGAGGGAGGAGAGACACAGGUGGGGGCAUUGGUGGAGAUGGGGACACAGACUGUGGACUGUAAUGGAGGUAUUUACAUGACUUUCCUCAGUCCUCUCCCUGAUGCUCUCCCUACACCCCUCCUACUAGUCCAGAGCAGCAGUGAAGGCCAGCAGCACACAACUCACACGGCACUCCCUUUCCUGAGUCCCCAGAUUAUGACCCCCACUUCACACCCCAGUUCCACUCCACCCAGCGUCAAAGCACCGGUCAACUGUGGAACAGCUCCCUUUAGAACCCACCCUCAGACCUCCGAACCGGAGGUCACAAACCUCUCAUCGUCCUCUGUUGUCCUGAGCGGUGACAUGGUCACCCAGGGUGACGAUUCGGACCACCCCACAACACCCCGGGAGGAAAGUGCCGUCCCAGAAUGCUCUGUGGCGGAGAACGUUGUGACGGAGAGGAGGAUGGAGAAGAAGAGGGAGCAGCAGCUGACAUCACACACUGGGAGAGCAGAGGAAGGAGGAACAGGGGAGUGUCUGGAGAGGAGAGGUGUGGUUGGGAGGAAGUGGCUGAGCGGACAGAGGCUGGAGAACACUCAGAUCUCCAUCAAGGUCAAGCUGAGGAGGAGGACCAGGGGACAGCUGUGGGAGCUGGUCAGUGGGCAGGAGACGGACGGAACCAUCUCACCUGGUCAGGGGCAGGAGACAGACGGAACCGUCUCACCUGGUCAGGGGCAGGAGACAGACGGAACCGUCUCACCUGGUCAGGGGCAGGAGACAGACGGAACCAUCUCACCAGGUCAGAGGCAGGAGAGGGACGGAACCAUCUCACCUGGUCGGAGGCAGUUGGUCCUCGCUGCUCUGAAGAAGGAAACGCAUGAUCGCAUGAGGACAAGACAACUACCACGCCAGCCUCUCCCCCCGCCCCAGUCCCCAGCCCUCCCCUGGUGCUCUAACCUCGACACAGCUUUCCUCACCCCUCCACCCCGAUCCCGCCCCCAACUCACCUCCAAAACCACCACCACCCAGUCAACCUCCCUCAAACACUGCAGCUCCACCCAACAACCGACUCCACACCCAACACAUGAACCACAGCUCGCCUUGCCCCAGCCUCCGGUAGAGGAUUCGGAUGAGCAGAUUGAGAAGAUGCUGGAAGACAUCAUGAUGGGGUUGAACAUACUGCCCCCUGUGGUUCUGGAUAGGGACUGCGACCAACGCCACCAUCUCCAAAGCCACGACAGACCGUCGGCCUGCUCCUGCUCGCAUCAUCCCGUCCACGCAAGGCACGGCGCAGUUGGCUCGGCUUCUCGUUGCGUGUGUUCCCAUGUUCCAAUGACAGGAAGUGAUGAUGCGUCGUCAACUGAAACAGCCUUCCACUCCAUCACCUCCUCCCAUUUCGUCACCACGACAACCUCCUGCACAGUCACCCCUGACCUUUACCUGGACCCACAACCUCUGACCCCUCACCAAUGUUCCACCUAUCACCCCUCCACCCCCCUCUCUCAUCCUCACCCCCACUUCUCCUGUAAUGAUUACUCCUCUGACUGGGCCUCCUAUUGUUCAGGUGUCCAGUGCUCCUCUGAGAACGCCAAGAACCACCAGGAACUCCUGAUCCGGUUCCAGAACUCUCAAAACCAGGAACUCCAGAACUCCAAGAGCCUGGUGUUUGGAUGUGGUGGCAGCAGCAGCAUCAUGCCAGUCCACUCAGGCUCUUCACCAAGGCCUCCCCACCAGUCCCUUCCUCAGAGCCAGGCCUCUCUACUUUACGCAGGGGAAGAGGACCGAGAUCCAGGGUUCUGGGAGGGUUCUGCCCAGACGGGCGUUCCGUCGACAUACAGAGACCAUGUUUGUAAUCUGUCCUCUGCGGAUUGUCUGUCGUCCAAUGGAGACACUACUCCAAGUCAUGUGAAUGGAGACACUACUCCAAGUCAAGUGAAUGGAGGGACCAUCCCAAGUCAUAUGAAUAGAGAGCCCAUUCCAAGUCAGAGUCCGAGUCAGGCCAGUACGAAUCAGGAAGUUCCACAAGAAGAGGGACCUUCGGUCACCCCCGGUUUCCUACCCCCCUCUGAAACUGAUGCUUCUGAACCACAACAUCCAGCAUGCCCACCAGAUGCCUCUCCCUGGAGAGGACUACAUUUCCCAGAACUCCUUUCACUGCUGUCUCCAGGAAGUGAAACCCAGCCUUCCCAAUCUCCUCCUCCACAAUGGGAAGAGCUACGCCUGCCAAAAUGUCUCUCACCCUUAAAUUCACCAGAAUCCUUACCCCCACCAUCUCCGGCGAAACCCUUCCUUAAAUCCCCAUUCCGGCAUCCUGUAACUCCAUUCCAUAGAAUCCCUCAGCUGUCAAAGCUACCACCUUGGCUCUGCUGCACUCCGAGAAGACUACAGUUUCCACUGAGCUCCAUGAUCCACUCUCCACGCUCCCCAGGAAAUCUGUGUGAAUCUAAAAAAUUCCUUGGGCUGCCGUGGGAAUCCAACAACAACUCCGAGCAGAUGACUGAUGGUCAAUACAAGGCUAGCAUUAGCAACAACUCCGAGCAGAUGACUGAUGGUCAAUACAAGGCUAGCAUUAGCAACAACUCCGAGCAGAUGACUGAUGGUCAAUACAAGGCUAGCAUUAGCAACAACUCCGAGCAGAUGACUGAUGGUCAAUACAAGGCUAGCAUUAGCAACAACUCCGAGCAGAUGACUGAUGGUCAAUACAAGGCUAGCAUUAGCAACAACUCCGAGCAGAUGACUGAUGGUCAAUACAAGGCUAGCAUUAGCAACAACUCCGAGCAGAUGACUGAUGGUCAAUACAAGGCUAGCAUUAGCAACAACGCAAGACUGACCGGAAAAGAGGACGAGGAGGAGAGGAAAAGGAAGAAGGUCGCGACCACCACUACGGGGCGAAGGCUUGAGAAAGCAAAGGCGAAGAUAAGAGAGGGAGAUGAAACCUGGAAGCCCCACAGUAACAGGAAGAGAAUCCGUGUGAGGAGAAAGGAGGGUUUGGAGCCGGAGCAGGGGCGAAGGACUGAGACCCCAAAAGCAAAGACAGAGAGGAGACAGGAGGAUGAAACCUGGAGUCAACACAGGAAGAGAAUCCGUGUCAGGAGAACAGAGGGUUUGAAAGCGGAGCAGGAACAAUCAGAGGACAGUGAGACCCCAGAGCCUCCUCGGAAAAAGAGGAAACGUAACGCCUCUACAAAGAUAGAAGAUAGUCCUUUAGUGAGGACUGAAAGGGUGAAACUCAACGACAGAACGAAGACUGAGAACGGACAAGUGAAAAUAAGCCUCUGCUCUGUCAGUCUGUCAACCAACAAUGUCUUAGCGAGCGAAAGAUUAGGACGGUACCUUUCCAACACCUCCACAAAGUCUUUGUCCAGCCUUGGGGAGGAAGCCAACCCACCUCCAGAAGGAAGGGAAACGGGGAACCCAGUAAGGGUGCUCCGAGCCAGGGAUCGAGAUGUGAAAUGCCCUCCUAACGUUUGGACCGCAACCGGGAGCUGCUCCCCAGUAAAACUUCACCAAGAAGACAAGCAGUCCAACAUGUCUUCUGAAACUCCCAGUCCCUCCUUCUCCGGGUUUCAAGCUCUGGCCAAAGCAGUUGGACUGCUCCAAAUCCCACCAACACCACCCCCGAAACGGAAACGUGGUAGACCCCCCGGUAAGAUACGACCAGGAAAAAAACAGGUUUCCCAGGCUGGUGGUUUAUUCCCCACCAGUGCCAUGACAACGGGCAUCCAUGACGCAGAAGCUGUUGAGCACAAAAAGGAAAGAGGAGAAGGAGAACCGCAGGGAAAGGAAAGAGGAGAAGGAGAACCUCAGGGAAAGGAAAGAGGAGAACCGCGGGGAAAGAAAAGAGGAGAACCGCGGGGAAAGAAAGGAGGAGGAGGAGAACCGCAGAGAAAGAAAAGAGGAGAACCACGGGGAAAGAAAGGAGGAGGAGGAGAACCGCAGAGAAAGAAAAGAGGAGAAUCGCAUAGAACGAAAAGAGAAGGAGAACCUCAGAGAGGGAAAAAAGGAGAAGGAGUACCGCAGAGAAAGAAAAGAGAAGAACCGCAGAGAAAGAAAAAUGGAAGAGAACCACAGGGAAAGGAGAAAGGAGGAGGAGAACCUCAGGGAAAGGAGAAAGGAGGAGACCCACAGGUAAAGGAAAAAGGAGGAGACCCACAGGUAAAGGAAAAAGGAGGAGACCCACAGGUAAAGGAGAACGGAGGAGGGGAACCACAGGGAAAGGAGAAAGGAGGAGGAGAACCUCAGGGAAAGGAGAAAGGAGGAGACCCACAGGUAAAGGAAAAAGGAGGAGACCCACAGGUAAAGGAAAAAGGAGGAGACCCACAGGUAAAGGAGAACGGAGGAGGGGAACCACAGGUAAAGGAGAACGGAGGAGGGGAACCACAGGGAAAGGAGAACGGAGGAGGGGAACCACAGGGAAAGGAGAACAGAGGAGGGGAACCACAGGGAAAGGAGAAAGGAGGAGGAGAACCUCAGGGAAAGGAGAAAGGAGGAGACCCACAGGUAAAGGAGAACGGAGGAGGGGAACCACAGGGAAAGGAGAACAGAGGGGAACCACAGGGAAAGGACGACAAGCGAAAGAAGUGCAGGAAAAGGGUGAGGCUCAGGGAGGGACAUGGCAAAGGAGAGAGAGCAGAGUUGUUCCAGAGACUACCUGAGCUGUCUAAAUCUAAAACAGUUGCUCAAAAGCCUAGCUCGCAGACAACUUUCCCCAGUACCCAUGAAGAGCAUGUUCCUACCAACUGUUCAGGGAUUGGAACCGGAACCAUUCUGCAACCCCAGCCGUCGGGUCAGCCACAGAACUCCAGUCCAAAAAGAUCUGGAGAGACUGAAUCAGACAGAGACCCAUUGAGACCCCCUGCUGUCAAGCGGACCCCCUCCAAGGGUCGGGCACCCACUGUGUGUCUCAAGAAGUUCCAAGAACUCCUGAAGCACAGGCACCAAAAGACGAGGAAGUCCACCAAAAGCAAGGAGACAAAAGAAAGUGAAAGAAAAUUAUUGAAACCCAAUGAAAGUGACAACGGUCAAAAUGAAUCAAGACUGAUGAACAAAAACACAAGUUCCUCCCAGUCUCUAGAAAGGGAGUCGGCCAUUAGACCAACCGUUGAUAAUGACCAUCAGACCAGCCGAACAGAGAGCGACCAGCCAGAGGAAAAAGAUGGAGGACACGACAGCAGCACUUGUGGACAGGAGACGGAGUAUCAAGAACAGAUCUACGAAGAGACUGAAAGAGAGAACGUUGAGGAUGGAGAACAUUUUGAGUACACAGAAAAAGUUUUAGACGGGGAAAACGUGGAUGCGUCAGGAGACUUUUUCAAACUCCGAGAGGAGCUGGCUACCUUAUCGAUGACAAGGACAAAGGACAUUGUGGAUCCUCAUCUGAGCGACAAAGGCAACAAGGAAGGAAGAGAUCUGGUUUCCAAGGAGAACAGAGAGAGGGAAACAGACUCGUCUUCAGAGACAAAACAGAAGACCGAAAAGGGGAAAGGAUCCGUGGUGGAGGCGUAUAGGAGAAGUGUGAUCAUCCAAGAGGUGGAGGAGAAAAUGGAGGAUGGAUAUUUGGAGAUGGAGAUCUCCAGCGAGGAGUUGGAUGUGGUUGAUGAGGUCCAGCAGACGUUGGGCUACGCCGGGGCUGAGGAAGUGAGUGGGGAAGAGGAGGAGAUAGAUGUAGAGGAGAUGGGUCCAACGAUGUAUCCUGAUGCAGCUUGGCAGGAGGUUCCCGGCGCCAGAGACGUGGACCAAGUGAGUUCCACCAUGGCCAGCUUCAGAGGCAUCACCCACAACCACAUCCACCUCCCUCAGAAAAUCAAAAUGGCGACCGCUGCCCCCGAGAUGGCCGACGUGAGUAUUCCGACCCCUCUGGAGGCAGAGCCUUCCACGCUGACAUCACGAAGGGUCACCACGGGGUCAACAGGAAGCUGGGAGCCAGAGGAGGAAGAGGAUGUGGAGGUGGACGUUCUUGAGUGGUCGCCGGAUGUGCGACCAAGAGUGUGGGGAGCGGGCCUUGAGCAAGGCGUCACAGAACUGACCGAGGAAGACGAGAUAGACGUGAUGGGAGAGGAAACGGACUGAGUAAGUGGGAUGGUGUACUCUUAGGGACGUGUUCAUUUAGAAUCCAGUAAUAAAUAAAAAAUAAUACAACGUUACCAUUGGAGAACGCAAGUGUGUAUUCUUCAACAGAAAGGCUAGCGUUGCAUGUGUGUGUUCUUCAACAGAAAGGCUAGCGUUGCAUGUGUGUGUUCUUCAACAGAAAGGCUAGCGUUGCAUGUGUGUAUUCUUCAACAGAAAGGCUAGCGUUGCAUGUGUGUGUUCUUCAACAGAAAGGCUAGCGUUGCAUGUGUGUAUUCUUCAACAGAAAGGCUAGCGUUGCAUGUGUGUAUUCUUCAACAGAAAGGCUAGCGUUGCAUGUGUGUAUUCUUCAACAGAAAGGCUAGCGUUGCAAGUGUGUAUUCUUCAACAGAAAGGCUAGCGUUGCAUGUGUGUGUUCUUCAACAGAAAGGCUAGCGUUGCAUGUGUGUAUUCUUCAACAGAAAGGCUAGCGUUGCAAGUGUGUGUUCUUCAACAGAAAGGCUAGCGUUGCAAGUGUGUAUUCUUCAACAGAAAGGCUAGCGUUGCAUGUGUGUGUUCUUCAACAGAAAGGCUAGCGUUGCAUGUGUGUGUUCUUCAACAGAAAGGCUAGCGUUGCAUGUGUGUAUUCUUCAACAGAAAGGCUAGCGUUGCAAGUGUGUAUUCUUCAACAGAAAGGCUAGCGUUGCAUGUGUGUGUUCUUCAACAGAAAGGCUAGCGUUGCAUGUGUGUGUUCUUCAACAGAAAGGCUAGCGUUGCAUGUGUGUAUUCUUCAACAGAAAGGCUAGCGUUGCAUGUGUGUAUUCUUCAACAGAAAGGCUAGCGUUGCAUGUGUGUAUUCUUCAACAGAAAGGCUAGCGUUGCAAGUGUGUGUUCUUCAACAGAAAGGCUAGCGUUGCAUGUGUGUAUUCUUCAACAGAAAGGCUAGCGUUGCAUGUGUGUGUUCUUCAACAGAAAGGCUAGCGUUGCAUGUGUGUGUUCUUCAACAGAAAGGCUAGCGUUGCAUGUGUGUGAUCUUCAACAGAAAGGCUAGCGUUGCAUGUGUGUGUUCUUCAACAGAAAGGCUAGCGUUGCAUGUGUGUGUUCAACAGAAAUGCUAGCGUUGCAUGUGUGUAUUCUUCAACAGAAAGGCUAGCGUUGCAUGUGUGUGUUCUUCAACAGAAAGGCUAGCGUUGCAUGUGUGUGUUCAACAGAAAUGCUAGCGUUGCAUGUGUGUAUUCUUCAACAGAAAGGCUAGCGUUGCAUGUGUGUGUUCUUCAACAGAAAGGCUAGCGUUGCAAGUGUGUAUUCUUCAACAGAAAGGCUAGCGUUGCAAGUGUGUGUUCUUCAUUGGAAACGUUUGUUAUUUGCAACAGAUUCUAAACAGUGUGUUCUUGAGAAGAAAGGCUACCGUUCCUAAGCAACCUCCCCGCUCCUCCUCUCCACACUGUUAACUAUCGGAGCAGCCCCAACCUUCCACACUGACUUGAUGAGACUAACUCACAAAAUGAGGGUCUCGCUAAAAAAAAAAACCUUUGUUGAUUGUGAUUUUGUUGUUUUUGUUGUAACUGUUCUUCAGCAGAAUGCCUUAUGAGCCCUAGACUAGAGACUCGGCAAACGCAGCUACUCUUUUGUUACAUUUCAGGGCCUGUAUUGACAGCUUCUCAGAGUACGAGUGCAGAUCUAGGAUCAGUUUUUCCUUUCAAGUCAUAAUGAGUAACAGGGCCUACUCUGAGACGCUGGUGAAUACUGGACCCUGGUGUUCAUGCUGGUUAUUUUGAUACCUUCAGAAUCAGUCAGUGUCCAAUCAGAAGCACUUAAAUUUUUUAUUUGUAGCUUCAUUGUUUGUAUAACUUUGUAAAUUAGAAAGAAGGCCUGUCAUUAAAAUAUAAUAAUUGUGUUGUAUUAAAAUGGCUUUCUUGACCA
Oncorhynchus kisutch (coho salmon) is the source of this 8447-nucleotide messenger RNA. RefSeq lists its product as uncharacterized. NCBI's taxonomy places the organism in Eukaryota, Metazoa, Chordata, Actinopteri, Salmoniformes, Salmonidae. The coding region runs from base 27 to 6548 and encodes 2173 amino acids. The record is from RefSeq and is a predicted model, not a curated record. Gene Ontology annotation, biological process: positive regulation of transcription elongation by RNA polymerase II. Gene Ontology annotation, molecular function: protein binding. The transcript is spliced from 9 exons.